AUGCCGCAGAAGCGCAAGCGGCUCGAUCGAUCAUCAGGCGAAGGAGGCAGACCAUCACCACACAAUCCAAGCGACGCCGCUAUUGCGCUUCACGAACGAGACGACACCAUGAACCACAUGAACCAGGGCCAAGGCCGAGGCCGAGGCCGGGGAGCGCAUCGGGGUGCCAACCAACGGAACCCGUCGCGUGGCCACAACAAUCGUGGUCCUCACAACAACUAUCAGCAGAACCAGCACCAGAAUCAGAAUCAAAAUCAGAAUCAGGGCCAAGGACAGAACCAGAACCAGAAUCAGAGCCAAAACCAAAAUCAAAAUCAAAACCAGCCUCCCGCAUCGCGAAGGCCCAGCUCAUCCUCCUCUCAGCAGGCACCGCAGCCAUCUCCAGCAGCUCCGAGAGCAUCUAACCCCCCUCCAGUGUCCAGACCUCCUCCUCCUCCGCCGCCUGCCUUCUCACGACCUCCGCCUGCCUCACCUCCGCCGACCAACAUCCCUCCGCCUGAACCUACAUCGGAAAGCGGCCCUCCAGCUGGAUCAAAUUAUCACUAUGAUAAUCUCACAGAGGAAAAGAUCCGAUCGUGGACAGAGCGUGGGCGGGAGGAGAUUGUGCAACAUGGCAUACAGUCGCGAGAAGAUGUAGACAUCACGGAGCUAUCCAGCUUGUUCCAAGAAUUUAUUCACGCUGUUGUCGACAAUCGGCUGGAGGCCACUGACGCCGGAAGAUGCGUCAAGGAGAUUCUGGGAGAUGAAACGACAGAUGGUAUUAAGGAUUCCUACGUGGCCCCCCACACACUACUCCUCGACUCGCUGGCCAUUGUUAUGGACAAUGAGCCUGACUUGUAUCGUCCGGCUCUUCGUGAUUUUCUCAUCGCCACCGAAGUCUCUCCCGCGCUUAUGCGACAGGUGCUUGAUGCCCCCUUGCUUCAGCAGCUUGGCCUUAUCAGGGAUACCUUUGCUAGGUUAGGUGUAAGGCAGGCGACAAACCUGCUCUAUCGACAGGCAAAUUACAAUCUCUUACGAGAGGAGACGGAAGGAUACUCGAAGCUCGUCACUGAGCUCUUCACAACUAGCAGCAUACCAUCGCCCUCACCCGAGCUUGCAGAACAAACGUUUGAGAGGGUCAAGGCUUUGAUUGGAACUUUCGACUUGGACGUUGGCCGAGUCCUUGACGUCACUCUCGACGUUGCUGCCGCCGUUCUGAUUAAGCAGUUCAAGUUCUUUGUCAAGUUUCUGCGAAUUAGUUCUUGGUGGCCACGCUCCCACCUUGUACUCAGUUCUAUGGUUUACACCGGCGGCCUACCGACUUGGGCUCAGCCAGAUUAUCCUCACUGGAAUACAACCGAAGAGGAUGAGGAAACUAAUGCACAGCUGAGACUGGCCCGAGAUACUGAAUUCUGGGCUCGAGCACGCGAAGUCCAUUUGGCAGCGUUUUUCGAACUUGGCGGGCGCGGAACAUCCAACUUGGCAUCCUACCGACCCAAGCUCACAAACGGCAACGCCAGUGAAUCGGCGGCCGAUAUUGAGCAGCAAUGGAUGGAACAGACGAUGACCCUCCCACCGCCAGGCAAUAAGGUUGCCGCACAGCUCCUGGGAUUCAAAUUGCUCUUCUAUAACAGCGAGCUAAGGGAUAAGACCGACGUACUCCCUGCCAAUUUACUCUAUUUGGCGGCCCUCCUCAUCAAAGUCGGCUUCAUUUCACUCACCGACCUCUAUCCUCAUCUCUCACCCCCUGACGAAAACAUGGAGCGUGUUCGCGAAGAGCAAACAAAAUUAAUUGAAGAAGAGGAGAAGGCGUCGCGUGGCGGUCCCAUGAAUGCUCUGCUCAUGGCUGGUGUUCUUCCCCAGGGCGACGACGAUAACCCUAUACAAUCUAAUGCACCCAGACGAGAGCCCCUGAAAAAGGCUGAGCCUGAGCAGAAGCAAUCUGCUGCUGACGCCACUGAGGACAAAAAGAAUCUUCCGGAGCCAUUGGAGCAAAAAGUGAGGCUACUUAUCCAACUUUUAACAAUUGGAGCCAUUCCAGAAUCAUUGUUUAUUCUCGGAAAGUUCCCAUGGAUUCCCGAGGUGUUUCCCGAAGUCCUAUCCCGAAUUCACCGCGUGUUACACGUCUCCAUGGAAAAAGUCUUCAACGACAGCCGCCCAAAACCCUUUGGUGGAGCUGACUGUCCAACGAAGGAAAUAUUUUCGGCGGACCAGACCGGUGUUGCAAAGGGGAGUGUUCGGCUCGUCAGACUGCCCGUCAAGAAAAUCUGGCGUUGGCCAUUUCCCGAUAAAUGGGACACAAGCGAGAGUCAAAACUACCGAUUCUACUGGGAUGAAUGGGCCGACAACAUCCCAGUCUGUCAAACUGUGGAUGAUAUCUUCACGCUGUGUAAUACUUUCCUCAACAUAUCUGGUGUCAACAUUGGCAAAGACGAUACUCUACUUUCCAAGUUGGCUAGCAUUGGAGCCAAAAGCUUGACCGAGGAUACCUCCGAGUCCAACUAUGCCCGAUGGCAUGACCUCCUUCGCAGGCUUCUCGUGCCUGCUCUCAGCCAUACCAAGGCCAAUGUCUCCGUCGUAAACGCAGUUUGGGAGCUACUCCGCCGGUACCCGCUGACAACACGAUACUCUAUUUAUGCCGAAUGGUUCGAAGGACAGAUAUCCCGUCUGCCCGCUAUGCGAUUAGCAUUUGCUCGUGCCACUGCAGAGACACGAGGAACCAUGAAACGACUAUCACUCACCAACAUCAGCGAGAUGGCCAAGCAGCUUGCCAAAACAAGCUAUUCUUCUCCUGGAGUCGUCUUUCGAGUUGCGUUUGAGCAGCUCGAGUCGUACCCCAAUCUGAUCGAAGGCUUUGUCGAAUGCGCAAAAUACUUCACCGACCUCUCCUACGAUGUUCUCGUCUGGUCUUUGAUGAACUCGCUUGGCAAAUCUCGAAGCCGCACUCAGGCUGACCAUGCGCUCACGACUAGCAAAUGGCUUCAAGCGCUAUCCAGAUUCUCUGGCAAAAUCUUCAAACGCUAUUCUGCUAUCAAUCCUAUUCCGGUUCUCCAAUACGUCAAUGACCAGCUUCAACGCGGCAAUUCCACCGAUUUGAUCAUUCUGAAAGAAUUUAUCAACUCCAUGGGUGGUAUUGUCGACUCAGUGGACUUUACUGAUGCCCAGAUCCUCUCCAUGGCUGGCGGUGACCGAUUGCGCCGCCAUACGCUGAUUCGAGGCCAGGAUAAACGGUUUGACAGCGUUAGGAGCUCCAAACGACUCAUACAGGCUCUUACUGACUCUAAACUUGCCGCCCGAGUGCUUCUCAACCUUGCACAGUAUCGCCAGUCAGCGAUAUACCAGGUUCCCGAAGACGAGGCACAUAUCAAGUAUUUAUCAGCUCUGGUAGACGAUUCUCAUCAGAUUCUAGUACAGUACCUCGACUUCAUCUGGAGCAACCUUGAGCCGUCAGCUUUUGAUGCUCUGGUUCCCUCCAUAAAUGAGCUCCUUAGUUCCUAUGGUUUGGACACAAGCAUUGCUUUCUUGAUUGGAAGAUCUAGCCUUUCUCACAAACUAUAUCCCUGGGGCCAAAAGGAAGCGGAAAGUUCAAAGGAGAACACACAGCCAGCACAACAGGAAGCUACUGACAAGGAGGGAGAUAUUUCCAUGGGCGAGGAGUCCAAGGACAAAUCGGGUCUGGCCGUUUCCACGAACGAUGAACAGGUGGGAAUUGAUGACCCUUCACCCGGCCUACGUUCCACAGCUGAUACAACAAACAAGCAGAAAUUCGACGAUUUGGCGUUGACGCUCUCGCCUCUGCGGCCUAUUGUGGAGGCUCUCAAAGAGACUGUACGACCAGAGGUUUGGCAAAAGAUUAACCCAGAAGUCUAUGCUGUCUUCUGGGCCCUGCAGCUCGGUGAUUUGUUCUGUCCCGAGGACAUGUACAAGGAAGAAAAGGAUCGGCUCGAGAGCGAAGGCCAAGCCAUCCUGAGGGACCGAUCAGACAUGUCCCGUAGAGGCCAAGAGCGAAAGAAUGAAAAGAGACAGGAACUCUUGAAACAGCAGCUCAGCCUUUCUAUGGAGCUCAAGGAACACCGCCAACGGAAAACCAAGUGGAUGGAAUGCCUGACCGAGCAGUUCCAGUCGAUAUCCCCUGACCCCAAGAUCAAGACCGAUAGCCUUUCUGAUAUUCUUCUGGAGCAAUGUUUCCUUCCUAGGGCCCUGCUCUCCCCCGCGGAUGCUGAGUAUACCUACAAAUUCAUCAUUGCGUUGCACGAACAGAGGGCGCCUAACUUCAAGCUCAUGUCUCUCUACGACCGACUUUUUAACGCAAACAGGCUGCGAUCUCUGAUCUUCACCAGCUCCGUCAGGGAGGCUGAGUACCUCGGGCGAUUCAUAACUUUGAUACUGCGAGAUCUCUCCAGGUGGCAUAAGAAUGAGUCGACCGAGAAGGGUAGGCCAAGCAAAGAUCAGCCUCGCUUGGGUGCAUUUGAUAAAGAGGCCAAGGGGCCUAGUGACCGGCCAUAUCUUGGAUUCGCUGUCAGUCUCAAGGAGGACGGGGAAUCGGACACUUUGAUGGAGCAUGCUCAGUUCAAAGAUCUCCUGUUCCGUUGGCAUAAGAACUUGAAUACAGCGCUCAAAAGUUGUUUGGCCGGGACAGAGUGGAUGCACAUCAGAAACGCUCUUACUGUUCUCAAGGCCGUCUUGGAUUAUUUCCCUGCCAUUGAUUUCAUGGCCACCCAGUUCACACAGCAACUCCAAAAGAUUACCAAACAAGAGGCUGCAUCCAAGACAGCAGCCGAGAACGAGGAGGGCCACCGAGUGGAUCUAUCCGUGGCUGCUCAAGGAGCUAUGUCGGAGCUGCAGAAAAGGAAAUCCAAAUGGGUCAUGGUUCAGGCCUUUCGACCCAAUGCGGGCGGUGCUUCUCAAUCCGAAGCCGACAAGUCAGCUGCAUCCAACCUUCGACCUUCAGCCCCGGACUUUCAGCCACAGCCAACGAGAUCCCCAGCCAACAGACAGGCUACGGCGGAAAGAGAGGACGGAGAGGUUCAAGAUGGGAAACCACAAUCUACUUCUUCCCUGCCAAAGGACUCUCUGCCUGCUAAGCCAUCCGGCCCUAAAAGGGACGUUUCCAUGUCUCGGGAAGACGUGUCCGGACCUCCUCGAUCAGGCACCCCUAUGGGCGGUCAAGGUCCAGGCUCUCUUGGCCCCAGAAAUAAUGAUACUCGCCCUCAUGUGCUGCCUGACAGGCCAGCGCACAACCUUCCUACGAGGCCUGAUGUUCCUAUACCGAGCCACUUCACCCCUGAACGGUAUACUCAGAACCCUCGGCACGAUCGUCGUGAUAUGAGAGACAGAGAUGGCCACAGGCAGCGCGAUGGCCGAGACCCACGAGAGAACUGGGACAAUCGUGAUCCUAGAGAGGGCAGCAAAGAUCACCGUGACGCCAGGGACCCCCGUGAUUCCCGAACCAUGGAAGCGGAUAGGCCAGAUCGGUCUCGUGAAUAUAUGGACCGCCGUGGCAACGAGAUGGCACCUCGAGAUGUUGGCCCGACAGACCUACCACCUCGACCUUCGAGACAACAGGAGCGUGAUUGGCCGAGAGAUUCCUGGGCAAACAGAUCGCAAGAUAGAUUAAAUGACUCAUCUGCUCAGAUCCCCACGGCUCCUUCUGGCCCGGCUGAGCCAUCCGAACCAGCAAUGAAUCCGCAGAGGGCGGCGCUGUUUGCUCAAGAUGACUCAGAUCGAACAAGACGAGGACCAGAGCCGGAUCGUGGAGCGCGAAACCGACGACCAGCGCCGCAAGAUUCGAUGGAGUCCAUCAAUCCCGAACGAGCCGCAUUGAUUGACGAUCGUGAUGACAAUGUUGCACACGGGCGCGUGAGGGACGAUGGACGAGAGAGAGGGCCUAGAACUCAAUCUCCUCGACGUGCUGGUGGACGAUAUGGCCAUGAGCACGGGCCCCCAUCUGGACCAUACGAAGAUAGGCACGCGCAUCCCUUCCAACAAGAUAACCGGUCUACUGGAAGAAAUGCCCGCGAUCGCUCGCCAGCCGGCGGAGAGAACUAUCGCGGCAAUAAGGGGAUGGAGCGUGAUGGAGACAGAGCCCACAUGGAUAAAAUGCGGGAUGCAUCUUCUUCAAGCUUCCACAGAUCAAUGGGACAGGACGUUGACCACCGGCCGCCGCCUUAUCAAGAUCAAAACUAUGGACGGCUCAACCCGGUGCCCCCAAGCACUCCGGAUAUCCCACUGGGCCCGCGGGGACGAGGACGAGGUGCUGCGAGAAACAAUCAACAGGGCGGCCCACCUGUAAUGUCAAAUAGGCCAGACAGCCGAUACGGAGCCCCUGACGCAGGUCGGGCACCUUCUCAAGAAAGGCCGCCAGAAAGGCCGCCCCCUUCAGGCCCUGCAUCCGGGCGAAACCGUCGUGGUGGCUAUGAGCACAGCAACCCCAACAACAAUAAUGGGCCAACAGCUCCCUCAGCAGCUCCGGUCGGACCGCAUCCUGAUAGAAUGAGGAACUUUGGUGGUGCCGCACAGGAGAAUGUACCCCCUGUGCAAGGCGGCAACGCGGCCGCCUCAUCUGGAGUUCACCCUGAUCGACUUGCUCAAAUGGGCGGCCCUGGACCCAACGCUCCGCCUCCACCACCUCCGCCUCCAGGCCCUCCGCCAUACGGGCAUGGAAGCGGACAUGGCCGCCACUCUUCUGGAAAUCCAGAGCGGUCAGGACCCAGAGCCUCUACGGGAUCUCUUCCAAUGGAGCCUGCUGUGCCUACUGGCCCUGCUUCUAGUGGUGACAGGUCUUCAAGAUCAGGCGGUGGAAGAAGACAGUUGGCAGGCAUCAACAAUAUGCUUCAGCAGGCCCAGGCCUCCAUGCCAAACGAAGGACGACCCAGCGGACCUCGCGUUAACCCUCCUCGGCAAAUGCUCGGCCACUCGGACGUUCAAGUUCUGGCUGGAGGAGACGUGAUUCCACCUACACCUGAUCGUCCAGAUGCGCAGCAGUGGCAUGACUCACCAGCCCGAAGCGGUGGCCCGACUGGAGAAGAGGGAUCAGGUCGUGGAGAGCACGAACGAGGCCGACGAGACCGUGGUGAUGGCCGAAACGAUCGCUCCAAGCGGUCAUCUCGUCGAAGCAGCCGAGAGCGCGAGAGGGAAGGCAAAGAGCACAACGAGCACCGAGAGAGGCGGUCUAUGGCGAAUGCCGUUGAGGGCGGGGCUCGAGAAGAUAGAGACGCUCGCAGGUCGACCCGAGACGGCAGCUCGCGGGAUGCAGCAGCAAUGCCGAGUAGCGGCCGAGAGUCGCGACAUAGGGGCGAAGGAGGGCUCGGGAACAGAGGCGGGGACGAAAGGAGUGGCAAUAGAGCAAACCGAGGAAACCCGAGAGACGGAACACAGCGUACGGAUGAGCAGCGGAGGGAGCAUAGGGAUGACCGAGGACGCAAGAGGAGAGGAGAAGAUGCCGAUGGGGCGUUGUUGAGCGACCGCGAAAAGCGAGCACGACGGUAA
Messenger RNA from Trichoderma harzianum CBS 226.95, 7467 nucleotides. RefSeq lists its product as hypothetical. The record is from RefSeq and is a predicted model, not a curated record. The coding region runs from base 1 to 7467 and encodes 2488 amino acids. The transcript has 3 exons. Gene Ontology annotation, biological process: mRNA processing; mRNA export from nucleus. Gene Ontology annotation, cellular component: THO complex part of transcription export complex. NCBI's taxonomy places the organism in Eukaryota, Fungi, Ascomycota, Sordariomycetes, Hypocreales, Hypocreaceae. Gene Ontology annotation, molecular function: mRNA binding.